This is a messenger RNA of Nothobranchius furzeri (turquoise killifish), 3896 nucleotides long. It is a transcript of the gene ppp1r21, whose product is annotated as protein phosphatase 1, regulatory subunit 21. NCBI's taxonomy places the organism in Eukaryota, Metazoa, Chordata, Actinopteri, Cyprinodontiformes, Nothobranchiidae. Gene Ontology annotation, cellular component: membrane; early endosome. The record is from RefSeq and is a predicted model, not a curated record.
CGACAGCUUACCUGUUGGCUGAACUCUGACAUUGGUUCCGCUGCCUCUCUUCGGUUCUCAUUUAAGAAGAUUUACUGGUUAGCUGGAAAACGAGACAAACAAAUUGGAUAUAAACUGGUUCAGUUGCUCAACAGCUACAAUAUUUGUUAUACAUCAUUUCCGGACGCUGCUGAUUUUAAAUUAGGUCUCGGUCGGUGUCGGGAUUUGUGUUGCUACAUAGCUGGUUAGCUGCUAACUUGCUAACCUGAAACGUUAGGCUGGUGUAGAAAUGAAAUCGUAACGUGAAUCUAGUAAUAAUCAUCAUGACUGCUAUCUGGGAGUCCUGACCAUUGUUAUCUAUCAAAAUGUUUUAUAUCGUGGCUUCUGGGUAGUUAAAGAAACACUCAGUCUGCGGUAAAUCAGCUAAUUUGGCUUGCUCAGACAGCUUUUAGCGUCUACUGUUUACAAGCGGAUUUAGCGACCAUGGCUAAUGUUACAGACCUGCAAACAAAAUACAGCAAGCUGGCACAGGAGUACUCGAAGCUCCGUGCCCAGAACCAGGUGCUGAAGAAGGCAGUUGUAGAUGAGCAGGGCAACUCUGCAUCUUUAAAAGACCAGCUGAAGCAGAGGGACCAGAGUCUGCGAAAGCAGGAACAGGAGAUGGACAGCCUCAGCUUCAGGAACCAGCAGCUUGCCAAGAGGGUGGAGCUGCUGCAAGAGGAGCUGGCUGCUUGUGAAGCCAAGGGCAAAAAGGGGAAGAAUAAAGGAGACCCUCCCUCACAGUACGGCCUGCAGACACAGAGUGUUUUUAAUGAGGAUCUGCAGAAAAAAAUAGAAGAAAAUGAACGGCUUCAUAUAAAAUUCUACGAAGCAGAUGAGCAGCACAAGAAGAGGGAGACGGAGCUGAGAGCUCGACUGGAGGAGCUGGAAAAAGACGCCGAGCAGCAUCGGGCUAUCGUUCACAGUCUCACCACAAAGUAUGUGGAAACAAUCGAUCGGCUGCAGAGCGACAAGGCGCGCCUGGAGGUGAAAGGCCAAACUCUGGAAAGGGAUGCGAAGGAAUGUCGAAUCCGAACAGAUGAGUGUCAGCAGCAGCUGAGGCGGUGCCAGUCGGAGCUGAGCAGACAGCUGAAACAAAGCAGCAGUGUGAUCCAGGAGAAAGUGCCCUUCAAUGACACCAAAUUCAACGAGUACAACAGCCUAAAUGUGCCGUCGCAUAAUCGGAGGCAUCAGCUGAAGGCCAGGGACGUCACCGGCCAGGCACUGAGCUUCAUCCAGGACCUGGUGGCUGCUCUGCUCAACUUCCACACCUACACCGAGCAGAGGGUCCACAUCUAUCCGCUGGACUCCUCCAUCGAGCCCGUCUCCCCUCUGAACCAGAAGUUUUCUCAGUAUCUACAUGAAAACGCUGCUUAUGUGCGCCCCCUGGAGGACAGCUUCCUACAGUUUUACCAAAGCAUCACAGAAGACACCGUUACAAUCCUGGAGACCGUGGUCACACUGAAGGCGUUUGCUGACAAUUUUGCCUCAUACACCCACUUUCUGCUAAAGAUCCUUCCCUACCAGUUGAAGAGUCUGGAAGAAGAGUGCGAGGCACCUCUUUGCACAGCUGCUCUGACCGCAAAAAACCAAGAGCUGCAGAGCGAUGUGAAGAAAGUCACGUCUGCUUUUGAGAAGCUGCAGAGCUACAUUAACCUUUUGGCCUUACCCAGUGUUCAGCAGGACGCCAUGCCACAGAGCAGCACCUCCGCUGUCUUCACCCAGCUGGCAGCCUGCCUGCUCAGUCUUCAUGAUGCUGUUAAAGAGAUGUCAAAACAUUAUAACCAGAAGGCUGGGAUUGAGCGGGAGCUCCCCACCGUCACCCAGAAGCUCUGCACCACCUCAGAGUGCCUCCUGGGAUCUCUGGGAUCACUGACCAGCGUAACUGGCAAGAUCGCCACUUUCUUCAGCAACAACUUGGACUUCUUCACAUCGCCGGCCUACAGCCCCAGAGGGAGCUCGCUGACCCUCAAUCCUCUGCAGGCAGAGGCGAUGCUGGCCAACAAGCAGAAAGCUGCUGCCUAUAUUCAUGCCGUUAAAAAGGUCCGGCCACAGUCUGUUCCCUACAGAGAAGCCCUGGCAAACCGCCGUAUUCUCACCAGCUCCACCGAAAGCAGAGAAGGGCUCUCUCAGCAGGUGCAGCAGAGUCAGGAGAAGAUCGCUCGCCUGGAGCAGGAGAAGGAGCACUGGCUCCUGGAGGCUCAGCUGGGAAAGGUGCGGUUGGAAAAGGAGAACCAGCGGAUCGUGGAUCUGGAAGCGCAGCUUGCUGCGGCCCUGGGAGGAAGCCCGAACCCCCAAACGGCCCCGGCCAGCCGGCUUACGCAGACCCACGAGGAGGUGGAGAUGGAGCAGAACGCCACAGGGAAAGAAGCGACUCUCUGCACCAGCCUGGUCGGCAUGUUGUGCACAACACCUACAAAUGAACACGUGGGAGACGAGGAGUCUCGAGAGCAGCUGAUAAAGACUCACUAUAUGGCACGAGUAGGAGAGCUCACCACCCAGCUCCAGAUUUCCGACAGCAAAGCUGUGCACUUCCACUCUGAGUGUCGAGCUUUGGCAAAGAGAUUAACCAUCGCGGAGAAAGCACGGGAGACGCUAAGCGAAGAGGUCAAACUGGCUAAUCAGAACAUCACACGCUUGCAGGACGAGCUCACCACCACUAAGAGGAGCUACGAAGACCAGCUUAGCAUGAUGAGCGACCAUCUGUGUAGCAUGAAUGAGACUUUGAGCAAGCAGAGGGAGGAAAUCGACACCCUCAAACUGGGUGGCAAGGCAAAUGCCAAAAAGAACAAGGGCCGUUAACGCUACCCCGGAAGUCCGGACUCUCCGGGGAAACAUCAGUGCUGCGGAGCCUCUCAGCAGCAUCGUGAUGCCUUCACUGCCUCCACUACAGGACAACUUCUGGAGCCUCAGAUUCCUCUGCUGUCGAGCAAUCACACGGCAAACAAACUCUUCAGAAGCUCGGAUAUUUGAUUUGACUCGCCGCAUCACCUGUUAAAACAUCAUUAGCUAACGCUGGUUUCUGAACUCCACGUGAAGAUGAAGUAAACUGGAGACGAGACUCGAAGCCCAAAACCCCGUUAAUGUGUCAUCUGUCAAAGUGUGAAAGAAACGCCGUUCACACCUUGUUUGUGAGCAUUAAUGACUCAGAUUCCAUUUUGCAGUUAAAUAUUCAUCCAACUAGAGAUUAUUUCUGGGUUUGGUGUAAAAAAAAAAGUCUUUGAAAUCUUACUGAAAAUCCAACAAAGGAACACUUGAAUCUUUACUGAUGGGAAGGGGAAAAAAGAACGCCGACCUUUCAGCACUGAUUAGCUGUGUAUACUUUCACGAGUUAAAGGUGGACAAGUUGAAGCUUGUGAAAAUUGUCAGUCUGUGUCAGAAAACUUGCUCUGUAACAGUUUAAUUUUUUUCUUUUAACCACCAAAGGAAACAUGGAUGCACACUCGGCUUCAUAAACUCACGAGAUGUUGAAUAAAAAAAAGUGGUCAUUGUGAAUUAGACACUCAUUUAAAAUUAUGAUGUAUUUGAAAUUUAUAUGUGCAAAAAUAUAAAUUUAUUCAGAAGUUACAAAUCUUUAUUUACCCAGAUUUUUUAAUAUAUACGAUGAAUGUAAAAUAGUUUUUUUUCCAUAGUAAACUGCUAACUUUACUGAUUGCAUUGACUUAUACCAUGAGUCAUAGCAGAUGGAAAGGUGUGUGUGUGUGUCAGAGCCAGCUCUUAUCAUGUACCAACACGAGAUGAAUGCUAGAAAACUUCAGCAGUUCUCCCAAACUUCAUUCAGACCUCUUAUUUGCCAAGACUCGACCAUUUCUAAACUGGAAAAAAACCUGUUUAAAGCACAUAUGUGAAACCGAAUAAAGACCUUGCUCAUGAUUUAA